CUCUCAUAUUUAUGAAGUUGGCCUUACAUGCUUAUGCCCCCUUUAUAAGUUUUGUAUGAUUCUAAUACAAGAAUAUGCACUACGCUGUUUUCUUCCUCCUCUGGGUUAUAGCCAUAUAACAUACUGAUGUCAACAAUUCUAAUUCUAUGCCUUACUCUUCCCUUGCUAUUGUUAUUCUUCUUCCAAUACCUUAGAGCCUUCAAGAAUCCAUCUCUUCCACCUGGUCCUAGAGGCCUUCCCAUAAUAGGGAAUCUUCAUCAGCUCAACAAUUCUUCUGUUUUUCAUCUGCUACUAUGGCAACUCUCAAAGAAAUAUGGCCCUCUAUUUUCCCUUCAAUUAGGUUUAAGGCCAGCCAUAGUUAUUUCCUCACCUAAACUGGCCAAAGAGAUAAUGAAAAACCAUGACCCUGAGUUUUGUGGACGACCUAAAUUAUUUGGCCAGCAGAAAUUGUCCUACAAUGGGUUAGAGAUGAUAUUUUCACCAUAUAGUGACUUUUGGAGAGAAAUUAAAAAACUUUGUGUUUUCCAUGUCCUUAGUCCUAGACGUGUCUCAGGAUUUUCCUCAAUAAGACACUAUGAGGUCAAGCAGAUGAUGAAAAAAAUAUCUAUGCAUGCCUCAUCUUCAAAGGUUAUAAAUUUGAAUGAAGUGCUAAUGUCUCUUGCUAGCACUAUGAUAUGUAGAAUUGCCUAUGGAAGAAGCUACGAAGAUGAAGGAAGUGAAAGAAGUAGGUUCCAUGGAUUGCUCAAUGAAUGUCAAGCCAUGUGGGGUACCUUGUUUUUCUCAGAUUAUAUUCCUUUCUUAGGUUGGAUUGAUAAAUUGAGGGGACUGCAUGCUCGUCUUGAAAGGAUUUUCAAGGAGUUGGAUACGUUCUACCAAGAAGUCAUUGAUGAACACAUGAAUCCCAAUAGAAAGACUCCAGAGCAUGAGGACAUAAUAGAUGUGUUAUUUCAAAUGAAGAAGCAGCAUUCAUUUUCUGUAGAUAUCACAAAUGAUCACAUCAAAGCGAUCAUCAUGGACAUGCUUGUGGCAGGAACGGAUGCAACUGCAGCCACAGAAGUAGGGGCCAUGACUGCACUAGUAAAAAAUCCGAGAGUAAUGAAGAAAGUUCAAGAAGAAAUUAGGAGUUUGGGAGGUAAAAAAGAUUUUCUAGAUGAAGAUGAUAUCCAAAACUUUCCCUAUUUCAAGGCUGUGAUAAAAGAGACACUGAGAUUGCAUCUACCAGCACCUCUACUUGUGCAAAGAGAAACAAAUGAAGCAUGUACUAUAGAUGGCUAUGAAAUUCCAGCCAAGACAUUAGUGUAUGUGAAUGCUUGGGCUAUCCAUAGAGACCCCGAGGUUUGGAAAGAUCCACAUGAGUUUUUACCAGAGAGGUUCUUAGACAGUACUAUAGAUUUUCGAGGGCUAGAUUUUGAGCUAAUUCCCUUUGGUGCUGGUCGUAGAAUGUGUCCUGGUAUGCCUAUGGGAAUUGCCUCGUUGGAUCUUAUUCUUGCUAAUCUUCUAAAUUCGUUUGAUUGGGAAUUGCCAGAAGGAAUGAAAAGAGAAGACAUAGAUACUGAAGUGUUGCCAGGGCUUGCUCAACAUAAGAAAAAUCCUCUUUGUAUUUUAGCCAAGUGUCGAAUUUGAAAGUUUGGAUCAUAAAAAUGUAUAAUUUUAUUGUUAGUACCUGCCCAUGAGCAUAUGGUAGAUAAAAUAAGGGCAUGUUGAUGUUACGUAAAUUGUCUGGCUUUGAUCUUUAGGUGAAUUCUGUUUGCUUAAUUUCCUUUACGUAUAUGUCAAGUUUGAUUAAUAAAAAUGUAUUUAUUGUUUGUACC
Cajanus cajan (pigeon pea) is the source of this 1811-nucleotide messenger RNA. Its product is annotated as cytochrome P450 83B1. Gene Ontology annotation, molecular function: iron ion binding; monooxygenase activity; oxidoreductase activity, acting on paired donors, with incorporation or reduction of molecular oxygen. The record is from RefSeq and is a predicted model, not a curated record. NCBI's taxonomy places the organism in Eukaryota, Viridiplantae, Streptophyta, Magnoliopsida, Fabales, Fabaceae.